GAUCCACAGAAAGGAAUAUCAAACAACAAUACGGUCAGGCAAACGUAGAAUUGGGACGCGAGGUCUCGGUGAGACUACAUAAUUAUAUUUGUGAUUUUCAAACUUUUGCAUUUGUAAUUACGACCAUGGGUGGCUGUCGGUGUACGUUUCGUGACUGUGAAAAUGGCACGGCGUCACGGAAGGAGCUGCACUACUUUCGGUAUCCCGUGCGCGAUCAAGAACGAUUGAUAGAAUGGGCGAAAAACGCGGACCGUCUCGAGUUUGUAGACCUUCCGGUGGACAAGGUGUCCAAUAAGGUGGUCUGCCAGGAGCACUUUGAGCGUAAAAUGUUCAUGAACGAUCUGCGCGAUCGGCUCACGAAAAUGGCGAUACCUCGGUUAAUGGUGAUGCCGGACGAAACCAUCGUAAACGUAGAAACGGGAUCCAUCUACAUCGAAGGCGACUGCAGCAGUUCGGUGCAAGACAAGACGGUUGAAUCAGUACAAACGUACUCACCGCAUCCAGCAAUGAGACAGAUUCGUCACAUCGAACACCAACAGCCAGUGCGAAGAGCGUCGGAUGAGACGCCGGUUAAAAAAAUAAAAAUACUAAACAUACAAAACCCAUCGCAUCACCAGAACAUUACUCCUUGCGAGAUCAUACGGAUUAAAACCGUAUCCACACCUAAUGGCCCAGCACGUGUGGGGAGACUGUUGAACAAGAAAGUGUUUUCCCUACCCAGUACAUCAGGGCCGCGUGCAGUGAAUGCAAAGCUUCUCAGCGAAGAGAACGAUGAAUCGGUAGUAUCCGACGGGAAUCUGAACGUUGAUCCGAUCCUUGUGGAGGACAGUGUACAAUUUUCUGAUUCAACGUCAUCAGCAUCAACGUCAUCGGCGAACAAUCAGCAGCAUGAUGCACCGAACUCCACCGUUGGGAAUACGGUUCAAUCGCCGCCAGAACCGGUCACCGUGCCCGUCAUCGAUCCUGCUCUAUCGGAAAAGAUGGACCAGAGUGUCCGCGAGAUAGAGAAACUCCAGAAGCUUGUGCAGGAACUGGCCAAUCGUCCGGUACCAGAGGUUCAACCAGCUGCAAUGCCGGAACGAGUGGUGAUGGAGCGAGGACCGCAGCUAACAAAGGCACAGCUUUUCAACAGCAUUAAACGAUACCUCAACCCGUCGAUGGUAACGCUGCUUCGAAUGGAACUGUUUGCGGGAUCGGCCGAUCGCCAGUGGAAGCCAGACGAGAAGAGUCUCGCCGUGGACAUGCUAAGUUUGGGCGAGGAGGUGUACGAUUACUUCAAGGAAGAGUUUCGCUUCCGAUUACCAUCGAAAAGCGAUGCCAAGCAGUGGAAGGAGACAGGUGACAUCGAUGUCGACGAUGCAUGCUAGCUGCGAACGAGCUAGAUUUUUUAAAAAUAUUUUUUAUUGAUAUGACAAUAUACUGGAUUGAUUUAAACCAUCCA
Molecule: messenger RNA, 1441 nt
Organism: Anopheles arabiensis
Lineage: Eukaryota; Metazoa; Arthropoda; Insecta; Diptera; Culicidae
Exons: 2
Coding region: 126-1367 (413 amino acids)
Source: RefSeq, a predicted model, not a curated record